This is a messenger RNA of Mercurialis annua (annual mercury), 1588 nucleotides long. Its product is annotated as short-chain dehydrogenase TIC 32 A, chloroplastic-like. NCBI's taxonomy places the organism in Eukaryota, Viridiplantae, Streptophyta, Magnoliopsida, Malpighiales, Euphorbiaceae. The record is from RefSeq and is a predicted model, not a curated record. The coding region runs from base 407 to 1423 and encodes 338 amino acids. The transcript is spliced from 8 exons.
AUUAAAAUGUACUAAUAAACCCCCAAUCAUGCAAAUGACAAAUGUAUAAUCCUCCAGUUCAGAUUCUCCAUCUUCUAUUUCUACCAUUAUAAAAUCCCACUCCUUUUUCUCUUUGCUUUUCCCACUAACAAAAUUACAAUAAACCCACUCUCUCUCUCUUUCAUUUCCAUUUCUCUGUAUUAUUUGAGUUUAUCGAGUAAAUGCAAAGCGGCGUAGGCUGCGAAACCUGACACUAAGCAUACACAGUCACUGAUCACUAUUGAUCUACUGCUCUUAAAUAGCUGCAAAAGUCAAACUUCUAAAAUUUGAUUCCGUUUCUAGUCAACCAAAUUACUAGUCAAGUUCAGUUGUUUUUCAAUUGCUUUCUAAAAACUAGCAAAAUCAGUAUCAUAGAAAUAUAUUUAAAAUGCUGGAAACUGUAAAGUACCUCAUCGGCUCAGCCGGUUCGAGUGGCUUCGGCUCUAAAUCAACCGCCGAACAAGUAAUCCACGGUUGCGAUCUCCGUUCCACCACCGCAAUUAUCACGGGUGCUACUUCAGGAAUAGGCGCGGAGACGGCGAGAGUGCUGGCGAAGCAAGGAGCGAGGCUUGUGCUACCGGCACGGAACAUGAAAGCGGCGGAGGAUGCUAAAUCGCGUAUAAUAUCAGAGUUUCCUGACUCUAAAAUCAUCGUCAUGGCUCUUGAUCUUAGCUCUCUUAACUCCGUGAAAAACUUUGUUGCUGAGUUUGAGUCUCUUAAUCUGCCUCUCAAUCUUCUCAUAAACAACGCAGGAAAAUUUGCACAUCAGCAUGCAAUAUCAGAAGAUGGAAUAGAAAUGACCUUUGCUACUAAUUAUCUCGGUCAUUUUCUGUUAACAAAGCUGUUACUGAAGAGCAUGAUAGAAACGGCAAAAGAAACGGGCAUCCAAGGAAGGAUAUUAAACGUUUCGUCUAGUAUUCAUGGAUGGUUUUCCGGCGAUAUGAUCCGAUAUCUCGGAGAAAUAUCCCGAAACAAAUGUCAUUACGAUGCCACACGUGCUUAUGCUCUCUCCAAACUCGCUAACGUUUUGCAUACAAAGGAACUUGCUCAGAGACUGAAGCAAAUGGAAGCCAACGUGACAGUCAAUUGUGUGCAUCCAGGAAUCGUACGAACCAGACUCACCAGGGAACGAGAAGGCCUAAUCACAGAUUUGGUGUUUUUCAUGGCAUCAAAGCUCUUGAAGACAAUUCCCCAGGCUGCUGCUACAACCUGCUAUGUGGCUACUAGUCCGAGAGUGGUGAAUGUUAGUGGAAAGUAUUUUGCGGACUGCAAUGAAUCUUCAGCGUCGAAACUGGGAUCCAGCUCAAACGAAGCUUCAAGAUUAUGGUCCGCCUCUGAAAUCAUGGUCUCUAGAGACCCAAAAGCAGUUUUUGACCCACUCAUUGCCCCUGAAUAUGGUGCCUAAAAAGGGUUAAUAAUUAUUAGGAAGGAAAAAGACAUGAAAAACAAAUCAAGUAUAUUCAGAAACGAAAGAUAUUUAGCAUAAUAUACAAUUGUAUACAGCUUAGAAUAUGUUAAUAUGUGAUAUAUAUAAUGCUUUAAAUGUACUGGCUAUUUAGUUUGUUGCUAA